Ostrea edulis (European flat oyster) is the source of this 1007-nucleotide messenger RNA. RefSeq names its product kielin/chordin-like protein. NCBI's taxonomy places the organism in Eukaryota, Metazoa, Mollusca, Bivalvia, Ostreida, Ostreidae. The record is from RefSeq and is a predicted model, not a curated record. Gene Ontology annotation, cellular component: AMPA glutamate receptor complex. The transcript has 7 exons. The coding region runs from base 76 to 984 and encodes 302 amino acids. Gene Ontology annotation, molecular function: peptidase inhibitor activity; protein binding. Gene Ontology annotation, biological process: negative regulation of BMP signaling pathway.
CGUGAUGUCACGUGACAGCCCGAUAGGACAGAACUUUGGAUUAUCUACAACACGUUCUCUGAAGACUGAGAAAAUAUGGCGAUAUCCAUUGUUCUAGGCUGCUUUGUUUUGAGUCUUGUUUUGGGGGCUGAUGCGGUGUGUAAUUUCGACGGAGUCUCGUACUCCAUUGGAGACACCAGGAUUGCAGACGACGGAUGCAAUUUGUGCACGUGCACAGCCACGGGGAUGGAGUGCACGAAGGGAGACUGUACAUUUCCACACAGAUGUGCCUAUCAUGGAAGAAUUUACUUCGAAGGCAGUCAUUUUAAUGCAUCGGAUGGUUGUAACCAUUGUUUGUGUACUCUGCACGGAAUCGCUUGUACAGAUAUGUUUUGUUUCGAUACUCAAACGAGCACACCUCCACCUGUUGGCAAACGGGAGCUUACUACUACUACAACUGUUCCUCAGACCGGGGGGUGUCAUUACAAUGGGAAGACAUACUGGGCGGGGCAGAGCUUCCGGGCGGUAGACGGGUGCAACACGUGCUACUGUUCAGCACAUGGUGGGGCCCUGUGUACAGAAAUGUUUUGCCAACCAAUGUUGUUAUGUCACUAUAAUGGAACUGAUCACAAACCUGGUACCAGUUACUCCUCCACUGAUGGUUGUAACACGUGCACCUGUACACAUGGCGGGUUAACUGCGUGCACGGAAAUGGCUUGUAUGAAAAGAAGAGGAUGUACCUAUAAUGGACGCCAUCAUGAAGCUGGAGUGACAUUUAGAAGUGUUGAUGGGUGCAACACGUGCACAUGCGCAGAGGAUGGAACUUACUCCUGUACAACAGAACCUUGUCUAUCAGAGAUCUGUAACUAUAACGGCAAGGAAUUCAAAGUGGGCGAGGCUUUCCAGGCUGAUGACGGGUGUAACAGGUGCUUCUGUACGGCAGGGGGCGUGGCAGCCUGCACGAAAAUGUACUGUCCCCCCUCCACUGCUGCAUCAAAGUCAUAAAAUAAAAUAGGUGCUAAAAUUCA